UGGAGUUGUCGCAGAGAGUUGAUGUAAACAGUGUAACUGAUUUUGAUUAAACAUUGUUUGUCAUCGUCCUCAUGUAUAAUACGUCCAUGUCAUGAGGUAUUCUAGACUAUCUUUAUAUAGAACGAUUGAAGUUGAACUCUUGCUAUAUGAAUAUUACAGAUCUGUUAAGAAACGCAUGAAAUGUAGUGCUGAUUUAGGCCUAGUAGGCUUUGUUGACUAGGCUGAAACAAGCUCACAGUAUGGAAGGCGAAUUCUGGAACAUGGGGAUACUCAAUCCAGAGUUAUUUCAGAGCAACUCACCCUGGUUGGAUGUUGUUAAGUGCUUAUUGACGAUCGUUUUAUUACAAAUGUUUACGUAUGGGGAAAAAACAUGGAGAAUAUACUUUCAUAAGGCUUUGAUCAACAUUUUGUAUCACAGAGAUGCCUUAAACAUUUUCAGAAUUAAGAAUGUACUUCGGCAUUCUUUAAAUGAGGUGACAAAGAAGCUGCAUGCCUUAGAAAUACGGUUAACCAAAGAAAAAGAACAACAUUCAAGAACAGCGGAGAAGCUAAAAAUAAAUUCUACAGUUCUUAAAGAGGAAAAAAUAAUCAGGAAAGAAACCGAACAAAUAUUGGCAGAUGUCAACAGGAAAUAUACUAAAAAAUGUGAAUUAUAUGAAAGAGUAAGCUGGAAAUAUGAAGAGGCUAUGGCUGAAGUGGUUAACCUAAAAAAAGUGAAGAAAAUAUAUAGGUGUAAACUGUAUGACAGCGAACAAAAAUUGGGAGAAGUAACCGAGAAAAAUACUGAACUCCGUAAAUUAUAUAAUCAAGAACGCCUAACAUGUCGUGAACAGGCAGUGGCUGAAGCAUCAAAAAUAAGAAAUUUGGAGAGAAUGCAUAUGUCUAAACUGUAUGAAAACGAACAAAGAUUGGCACAAGUUACCAAGAAAAAUACUGAACUUCGUAAAUUAUACGAUCAAAAAUGCAUAGCACAUCGUGCGCAGGGCGUGAACCUAAGAAAAGUGGAGAAAAUGCACAGAUCUAAAAUGUAUGAGUUUGAAGAAAAAUUGGCAGAUGCCAUUAAGGAAAAUACUGACCUACGUGAAUCAUAUAAGAAAGAAUGCUCAAAACGUGAAGAAGCGGUGACUGAAUUGGAAAGCUUCAAAAAGUCGAACAGAAUGUUUAGGUCUAAACUGUAUGAGCAAGACACUAAGCUUGCCGAAAUGAAAGAUCAUUUGGAGAGUUGCACACGUCGAUUGGAAACAGCAAAGAAUUUCGAAGAGGUUACCCUACGAGAAAAGCAAAUGGCAGAUAAAGAGAGAGAUACGAUUGCCAGAAAUUUUGAAGAUCUUAAUGAUGAAAUGGUUAUCGAAAGACGUAAGGUAACGUUCAGAGGAUGGAUUAAAGAAUCAAUGUCAAAAAAUGACAUGCUUCUUAAAAAGUAUGUGUGUCUUAAGUGGAAAUACAUGUGUCAACGCAUUCUUCUAUGCAGCCAACGAGGAUCGUCCCUUAAGGAAUGUAUAUUCAAAAACUUUGAGAAGUUUAUGCGUGUUUUAAAUUUAUUUCCAUUUGUUUGGUGUAUACUAGUAGUAGGUCUAAUAUUACUGCUACUUUUUAUAGUAAAGCGUUAGUGGAAAAAAUAGAGAAAAAUACAAUUCCAACUUACAGGAAAUAACAAAGAAAGCAACAAAAUAUAAUUCCUAUAAAAAUAUAUAAACCGUACUUUCCUGAUAUAAUAGUAAAUGAAACACCAGACAUGUGGUAAUUCAAGACCAGUUUCAUUGACAAAUCACUAGCUUACUAUGUAUGUUUG
This is a messenger RNA of Anneissia japonica, 1792 nucleotides long. Its product is annotated as prelamin-A/C-like. Lineage: Eukaryota; Metazoa; Echinodermata; Crinoidea; Comatulida; Comatulidae. The record is from RefSeq and is a predicted model, not a curated record. The transcript has 3 exons. The coding region runs from base 240 to 1610 and encodes 456 amino acids.